This is a messenger RNA of Pocillopora meandrina, 4305 nucleotides long. NCBI's taxonomy places the organism in Eukaryota, Metazoa, Cnidaria, Anthozoa, Scleractinia, Pocilloporidae. The record is from the annotation of a GenBank genome assembly.
AUGGCUGAUCUCCCGAGCAUUCAAAUGGACUUAAACGAGAGAGGGUUCGAGAAAGAUUUGAAAAGUACUUUUCUUCUGGAUUCGAAGGUUGUGAAAUUGUAUGACUACCACGAUGUCCCGUACUUCCUAAGAGGAAAUCCGUACGUAACGUCUGGUUACCGGGCUUUGUUGUCUUUCAAAAUGUGCAUCAAAAGGUUUGUAGAAGGGGCAGUAGUCUUUCUCCCUUGGGUGUGGCUUUGCUUUUGUUACGGGUUGCAUUGGGGUUACUUUUGACAGCAUACAUACAGGGACAAGUCUUUCAUGGGAGGUAAGCAGAAUAUUCAGAAAGAAAGGUUACAAAUAAAUAAUAUGUUGAUUACUUCUCUUAACCCCAGUUAUCAUAGCCUUAGAACUCCAGAAAGUUUCUACUUCUUCUAUUAAUUAUUAACCCUCAACAGAAAAAGGUGGUGUCAUUAGAAUUGAUUACAUUGAAGCAAUAUUUUUACCUUUUUUUGUGGGCUCGUGGUUAGCCCUUUUUGAGUGGCUUUAUGGUAAGUAUGCUUAAUGUUGCAUUUUAAGGUCAAGGGAACUGCCCUGUUUAGCGUCAUUGUGUUGCGUUAAUGGUUUCUUAAUCCAGGCGGAGUAUAAAUGAGCACCGCCAAACUUUCUUGGAAACUUCAGCUGAUAAAAUUAGGGGAUGAACUACAUAGCUGAUUAACUCACUUUCUGCAAAUGAGUAGCCUGGAGAAGCAGUUUCAAAAAUUAUACUCCUCGUAAUUUCAUACAUAUCAAGGUGGGAUUAGGUCCAACACCUCUUCUUAGUUUAACCCCUAAAAGUGAUAAGCAUCUAAUUUCUCCCAACAGCUUCACCCUUAAUCAAACAUAAAGGUUUUGAGAACAGAGGAAAUGACCACAAACUCAAGAAGCUCUUGAUUGUUAGACAAAUUCUCUUUGUAAGAACUAUAGGAAAUGAUAUAGAACAGCAUAAAGAACUUGCAUACUGAUGUUCGGGUGAAAAGAGUAAAAAUUCUUUAUUUGUAAAAUUACUCUGACCUUUGAAAUUUCUCUUCACUUUGCAGUCUCUUUGUACUGUCCAAUGAGUCCAUCAACAUCUGGUCUCACUUACUUGGAUUCUUGUACUUCUUUUACCUUCUCCUUGUUGAUAACUUAGCCAAGAUUCCAGAACACAAUGGAACAUUUUCUGAUCAUGUGGUGCUCACAUGUUUACUUAUUGGCUAUAUGGUAAGAAAGACACCUUGAAAGUGGAUGAAAUAAAAAAAUUCAAAUAAUUUUGCAUUGUUCCAGAAUCCUUCAUCCUACUAGAUAAAGCAAACAGUAAUGGUUUGUUUUGUUUCAAGACAGUACUAUCGAAUUUAACUUUUGACAAGCACCAUGUUAUUACUGUUAAUAUAAACUUAUCCCCAAACUCACUUUGCCCAUGGAAUCUUGAAGGCUGUUUAAAAUAACCAAUUAUUGUGUGCUUGGUUGCCAAGCCUUUGAAUAGGAGUAAGGCUAAGGGUGACCUUGUGAUGAUACAAACCUUGCUGCUUUUCAAAUAUAAAUUACUUUGUCAUCAUGUUAACUAGACACUGGUCUCUAUCACAACAAGGUCACCUUCAGCCUCACUCCAAAUCAAAGGCUUGGCAACUAAGUGCACAACUGUAAAAUGGCCUAUUACAGAACAGCGCAGGCUUCCAACUUGUGCUCACCAAGUGCUCAUCCUUACUCCUGAACAGUGGUAUGUUUCCUCUUUUCCAGAUUUGCAUGUUCUUUUCUGCCUUCUAUCAUUUAUUUUGCUGUCACUCUGAAAGAGUUUUUCACCUUUGGUUGUCACUUGACCUGGCUGGUGUCUCACUUGGUGUGUGUGCUUGCUAUGUGCCUGCAGUUUACUACGCAUUUUAUUGUCAUGUGGUAAGGGAUAUACAGUGUAUCUUGGAAUAUAUAUUUAUUCAGAUAAAUGUUAGUGGGAAUCUAUAUUCAAUUUAUUUUUAAUCCUUUAACUUCCACAAGUGACCAAGACAGAGUUUCUCCUUAUACUUCUGAUACAACAUGGAGCAGACAAGUAAUGAGAAAAAAGAAAAUCAAAAUAAUGGAUUAUUAGUUGAUCCAAUACCAAUUUCUCCAAACUCACAUUACAUCAGAGAGACAGCAAGGAGAAUUACUAAUAAGACUUUGAGAGUGAAAGGGUAAAUAUUUAGGUUGUGAACACUAGAUUUCUAUUGCUUGGUAGUUGAUAAAGGGUAGCACUCUAGAAUUGUGAGUCAUAGGUGUGAGAUUCUCCAGUAUUCACAAGUGAUUGACAGCUUUAAUUGGUAGGCAUGUGACAUGCAUAGCAUAUGUGAGAUAUAAAGACUCUGAUCAUGACUUCCACUCAGGUUGUUGGAACUUCGGUCAUUGUAACUGACAACAGUCCCUAUUGGGACAGCCCUCACCAGCAUGAUCAGAGUACAUAAUCAACGGUAAAAUUUACCUUAUAUAAUUUUUAGGCCAUGAGGAUGAUCUAUUAUCACAUCAGUAUAUAAUCACUGGUGGUUCAAAUACCUUGCUAUAACAAAGUGUGAGGGAAAUUUCUUCACACUUUGUUAUAGCAAGGUAAUUGAAUUUCGAAAAACUAUUUUUUUUUUUUUAGUAACAGUUAAGUCUAGAAAUCUAAAAUAAUACUUUUUACUUUGAAUUGAUCUUCUAGACUUGGCAAAGCAUUUACCUGGGUGGUGUGAUUCUUCUGACUUUUGUUUCAUUGGCAUUUCAAUUUCAUCAUUCUUUCUUGACAUCACAUUGGGCAAGUAGACGUCUUUUACUGUUCUGUAGCCUGGUGGCAUAUGGUGUGGUCCCAGCAAUCCACUGGGUACUGCUGCUUGGAGGAUGGAAUGACUUCUCUGUGAGGGUAGGUACACAAAAGUUAGUUUAAGGGGGAUAGGUCUUGCUACCCAGAUGUUUUACCUUGGAGAAGAUUAUCAUUGAUGAUAACCAAAACAGUGUACAAGAUACUUUGAUUUUUUAGGUGCAAUUUGUUUGCAAAUUCUCAUGCUUUGAAGCUCACCUUUGGAAAUUCACUUUAAGAAUCAGCAAAUUGAAAUGCAGGGUAAAGGUGAUUUAUUUUCAAAAUGAAAGUCUCUAAAUCAUUCUUCUCGACAGUAUUCUAAAAGUAUUAUUAAAUUAAAAGUAUUAUAAAUUUACUUUUAUUACCUGAAAUCUAACACAUUUUAAUUGUUCUUUUAGCUCUUCAUUCCAAAAGUGGUUGUCAUGUAUUUGCUGGGAAUUCUUGCUUUAGGAUUUUAUGCACUUAAAAUACCAGAACGAUAUUUCCCAGGUAAAGUAAACAACGUGAUUGUGCUUUAAUUUAAAAUUAAAUACAUGAAACUUGCGUUCAAAAUGAUAAUUACAUUAAAAUUGUUAGCUAGAAUUGCUAUUUUUCACUAAAUUGUGACUGAUAUCCACCACUUUCUUUAGCUGAGGUGAAUAAUUGUGGUUGGUGUCGACUGCACAAGCUCAUUUAGUCCUUAGUGCACCCCAAAAAAUACUGUUUUCACUCUUUCCACCCCAACAUCAAUAUGGGUAUUCUCCAUACUGUUCUCUAUUAAAUUUACUAAGGUGUUGACAAGGAGAAUUUGUUUAACAAUCACGACUCAUACAAGCUUUUCUUUAGUCGCUGAUCAUUUCCUUUAUUCUCAUAAUCUUAAUAUGUGAUUUAGGGGUUACAUUGUUGGGAGAAAUAAGAUGCUAAUCACUCUUAGGGGUCAAAGGGUUUAUUAAGUUUUCUUACCAUACAGUGCUCAUUUCAUUUCCCAUCGCCUUUCCUGCAGUGAAAGUGGCUCUGUCGGUUGGGGAAAAACUUGAAAAAAAAAUUGAAUGAGAGCCCAAGUUCAAGAAAAGCUUGAAUUCAUGUGUCCUUUUCUACCAGUUUUCCUGAGCAGAAUGUUCCUGAUACAAUAUAAAAGCUAAAGUUAAUUAGGGUAAUUAAUUAACAAUAACUUUGAGGCAAAGUCUUAAUCAUCUGAAACUCCAAAACAAAGGUUGGGUUGGGCAAUGGGAAACAGAACAUUCUAUGGGAGAGGCCUAAGGUAUGUAGUACUUAUGGUAACCCAUAACUUUUUUCUUCUCCUUUUGCAGGUAAACUAAACUAUGUUGGAUCAAGCCAUCAAUGGUGGCACCUAUUUAUUGUUGUAGCUUUUUACUGGUGGCACAGAUCAAAUCUCGUCUACAUGAAGUACAGAUUGGAAUAUCAGUGUUUAACAAACAGUGAACUUUCAACUUCGGACUUUCCAUUUGAACUUGACUUAUUAUAACAUUACUGAAAAUAGUAUAUUUUAAAGUUAUCAAUAGUAU